Messenger RNA from Sphenostylis stenocarpa, 252 nucleotides. NCBI's taxonomy places the organism in Eukaryota, Viridiplantae, Streptophyta, Magnoliopsida, Fabales, Fabaceae. The record is from the annotation of a GenBank genome assembly.
AUGGCCUACUCUGGUAUCUGGGCAUUGUGUGAGGGAGGAUACAGCUUAGGCAAUUUAAGAGACAAUUUGCAGAAGACAAGUAAGAAGAAUAGCUGUGGGAGCAGAAUAAUAACUGUUAUGGAAUUUGAAUCAGACUGGACAAAGCAUAGAAAAUCAUCUGCUCAUACUGCUCAAGUGAUUCGUUCUGCAACAUCGUUCAUGCCUUGGUCUCGUAGAAUCCCAAUUGUUGAAGGAUUUUAUGAAUUUCUUUAG